AGCAAGCGGUCGGGAUUGCCGCCGCCGACCACCGUCGCCGUUGCUGUCAGUGGUUAAACGUGGCACGGCGCGGCUAAUACGGGCAUCAUGGCGCAGUGGAGGCAAGAGACAAUAUUGAAGCUGAUCGGUGCGUAUCGCGCGAGAAAGCUCCUCUGGGAUCACAAUGCGCCCGAUUACACUGACCGAAGCAAGAGAAUCCACGCGUGGAAAGAAAUCGCCGAUGAGCUCGGAUGUGACGUGAUGACGGUGGAGAGGAAACUGAAGAGCCUCAAGACUCAUUUCAUGUCGGUUCACAAAGCGUACGCGAAACGUAGGCUCAAGGCUGAUCUGAAUCCUGGCAGCAUCGUAAUCAAGCCUAAAUGGUUCGCUUAUGAAGCUUUAACUUUUCUGAAUAAAGGACGUUUGAUGCGAAUUAAUCGCGAAACGUCAAAUGUGGAGAAACAGAAUUCCAUGCCUGUUUCUAAUUGGAAGCCGCAGGAGAUUUCGUCAUGUCGUGACGAAUUCACGGUUUUUGCCGAGCACGUCGCCAUUCGGCUGAAAAAUAUAACAGACGUGCGUGCAAGACUUGUCGCGCAGCAUCAAAUAAACAACAUCCUGUUCGAGGCCGAAAUGGGAAAGUACAACAUACACUCCUCCUUUAAUAUGGUUAAUUCAGAGAUUACGGAGAACUUGGAUGAGCCCUCGACAUCGAAUGAAGAAAAAGUGAUGAUAAAUGUCUAAAUGAUUCAAUCAGAUCUUCCUCUGUGUGAAUGUAUCUAAUUAUUAGAUUAUUAUCCUUAACAUUUUCAAUCAAAAAUCAUCACAACGUGUUCAGAUUUUGUAUAUCGUCUACGAUUUUAGGGCGUGUUUAUUACAACGAUAAUAAUUUCUCUAAUUUCGUUAUUCGUCGCGAAUAAUGGCGAACGAUAUAAACGAUUGAUCUCGAAGAAAAGAUUCUAAAGACAGUGAACAAAAACGUUUGGCAUAUUGCUGAAUCCGCUACACAUGCUGGAUUCUAUUUAUGUGUAUCGUUAUAUCACGUCUUUCCUCGUUAUAAGCCGCGAAAGUCGAGUCAAAAGCUAGCUGCUGACAAGCGUAGCCAAUAUGCUGGCAACAUGAAACGAGCGUCAGAAAUGUGCAGGGGCACGUGUUUUCAGGCGUUUCAUUGUUACUCUCGUUUGCGAAUAUAAAUUGAAGCAGUAAAGAUAACAAAACAGAGUAUAUAUGUUGAUAUAAAUUAAGUUAG
This is a messenger RNA of Camponotus floridanus (Florida carpenter ant), 1225 nucleotides long. RefSeq lists its product as uncharacterized. NCBI's taxonomy places the organism in Eukaryota, Metazoa, Arthropoda, Insecta, Hymenoptera, Formicidae. The transcript has 4 exons. The coding region runs from base 88 to 720 and encodes 210 amino acids. The record is from RefSeq and is a predicted model, not a curated record.